GGCCCAACAGAUUUUCAAUUUCAGAGGGAAACCGGAUUUCCUCCGUUGUUCGAGCAUCGCGUCACUGUCUCACAAAACCCUCAUGCGAUCGAGCUCUUGUCGUCUUGCUGCUUGAUCGUAGAAGACGAAUGAGCAUCGGAUUCGAUUCUUCCAUGGCCAACUUUUUGCAGCCAAAGCUUACCACCAAAAAGGAAAGGUUCCGAAUCAUUUUUGUUCUCUCGUGCCAACUUCUCAGAGUCAGCUACCGCAACCAGGGCGACACGCAUUCAAUCAACCACAGGUAGAAAGAAGCUCUCCAUCUCCUUCCUUCCCCUCUCGAAAGGUCGGAGUGGUGGGUUUCCUUUCACGAAUACCCUUUGAUUGAAUGCGGACCAUCCCAAUCGGAACGAUGCCGAAACCCGAAAACUUGAUUGGCAUAGCUGGAGAUGGUAGCUGUUUGUUUCGUUCUGUGAUUCAUGGUGCGUACCUAAAAGCUGGGAAGCAAUCACCAAGUGAAAGCCUUCAGAAACAACUUGCAGACGAGCUUAGAGCUAAAGUUGCUGAUGAAUUUGUUAAGAGGAGAACAGAAAUUGAAUGGUUUCUCGAAGGUGAUUUUGACACCUACGUAGCAGAGAUGAGACAGCCUCAUAAAUGGGGAGGAGAGCCUGAAUUGCUUAUGUGCUCGCACAUCCUACAGAUGCCCAUUACAGUUUUUAUGAAGGAAAGAUUUUCGGGUAGACUGAAGAUCAUAGCUGAAUAUGGCCGAGAGUAUGGCACUGGAAACUCCAUUAAUGUCCUCUACCAUAGUUACGGACACUAUGAUGCGCUGCUGGCUCCAAUUGGCAAUGUGCAAUCCAGGAUAACUAGCUUGGUCUCCAGGAGCUCUAUCCAGGAGAGUUUGAAGAUUUGUCCCAAUGUCACCUAUGCUUGUGAGCUACUGCCUCAUAGAUUGAAGGGCUGUACAUCAGAUUUUCCUUCUGAACCAGGCAGCAUCGCAGUUAAGCUGUGAGAUGUCGCAGGCAGGAGUCCUGGGAGAUUGAUUAUGUAAAACAAUCUUCCCUCUGCGA
This is a messenger RNA of Rhodamnia argentea, 1046 nucleotides long. Its product is annotated as OVARIAN TUMOR DOMAIN-containing deubiquitinating enzyme 4-like. The record is from RefSeq and is a predicted model, not a curated record. Gene Ontology annotation, molecular function: cysteine-type deubiquitinase activity. The coding region runs from base 365 to 988 and encodes 207 amino acids. The transcript is spliced from 6 exons. NCBI's taxonomy places the organism in Eukaryota, Viridiplantae, Streptophyta, Magnoliopsida, Myrtales, Myrtaceae. Gene Ontology annotation, biological process: endoplasmic reticulum unfolded protein response; protein deubiquitination. Gene Ontology annotation, cellular component: cytosol; nucleus.